CGCAAAAUACCUCCGCGUCCUCCUCCCCUCCUCCACCACCUCCACCUCCUCCUCGUCGCAAAAUACCUCCGCGUCCUCCUCCCCCUCCUCCACCACCUCCACCUCCUGGAAUUGCCCCUCGUUUCUCACAAAGUACCUUUACUUAUCUACAGCUAGCAAUGGCAACAACUUGGUUCUCUGAGGUUAAUCUGCUUGGACAGGGUGGUUUUGGGUAUGUCCAUAGAGGAGAGCUUCCAAAUGGUAAAGAGAUUGCGGUCAAGCAAUUGAAAUCUGGAAGUGGGCAGGGGGAGCGUGAGUUUCAGGCAGAGCUUGAGAUUAUUAGUCGUGUGCAUCACAGACAUUUAGUCUCAUUGGUUGGAUAUUGCAUUUCUGGAAGGCAGAGAGUACUUGUCUAUGAGUUUGUUCCUAACAAGACAUUGGAAUUCCAUUUGCAUGGGGAAGGUCAACCAACUUUGGAUUGGCCUAAAAGAUCAAAAAUUGCUUUAGGAGCUGCUAAAGGAUUGGCAUAUUUGCAUGAGGAUUGCAAUCCUAGGAUUAUUCAUCGUGAUAUUAAGCCGGCCAAUAUUCUUCUUGAUUUCAACUUUGAGGUGAAGAUUGCAGAUUUUGGGCUUGCAAAAGUCGCACCUGAUAACAUCACUCGUGUUUCAACCAGAAUCAUCGGUACUCGUGGGUAUUUAGCACCAGAAUAUGUUCUUUUUAAGACGCUAACAGAUAAAGCAGAUGUCUACUCCUUCGGUAUCAUACUUCUGGAGUUGAUCACAGGAUUGCGGCCUGUUGACAACCAUGCUUUUGAUGAUAGCUUGGUUGAUUGGGCCAGGCCCUUGCUCACACGUGCUUUAGAAGAUGGCAAUUAUGAUCGUCUCGUUGAUCGAAGGUUGGGGGAGAACUAUAAUCGUAAUAAGAUGAAACGAAUGGUAGCUUGUGCUGCUGCUUGUGUUCGUGACACUGCAAAGUAUCGACCUCGAAUGAGUCAGGUGGUUCGAGUAUUGGAAGGACAUGUAUCCCUUGAAGAUUUAAACAAUGGUGUUCCACCCGGCCAGAGUAGGAGGUACAGCUACUGAAGAGAUGAGGACCUGGAGAACUUUAGAAGAAUGUCAUUUGUGCAGUAAAGUUAACAUUCUCACUCACAUGCCAUUGGUACGUAUCAAACAUUAAAGUUCAGGAGAUGAGUGAGACGGAGAUGCAGAAGACAGAAUUUCAUUUAAACUGAUUUUUUUUUUCCUCUGCUGCAGCAUUUUGGAACUUUUCUCAGUGUUUAAUUGUAAAAAUUCUAUAGUAUUAAGGCCACUGUGGGUAUAUAUAUAUUUUUUUUAUUUUUUUCACAAUAUUUUUUAAAAAUUGUUUCAAUACAAUUGGGCUGAGUCCUUUGGUAUUUCUGUAGCAAUUAUAAGUA
Molecule: messenger RNA, 1393 nt
Organism: Dioscorea cayenensis subsp. rotundata (Guinea yam)
Lineage: Eukaryota; Viridiplantae; Streptophyta; Magnoliopsida; Dioscoreales; Dioscoreaceae
Product: proline-rich receptor-like protein kinase PERK1
Exons: 7
Coding region: 159-1061 (300 amino acids)
Biological process (GO): protein phosphorylation
Molecular function (GO): ATP binding; protein kinase activity
Source: RefSeq, a predicted model, not a curated record